GUGGAACAAGAAGACAAUGACAUUUUAUACGGUGGUAGGGAAAGCUACCUUCCACUGAUCACUAAGAUGCUCCGUUAAUCAGUUGGCUUCCGCAAACGAACAACAGAUCCAAGUUAUUCAACUGGGAUUGCAUCGAAAUGAGGAGACAGCAACUAAGUACAUCCGGAGGGCUGUUGCUAUGAGGAGACAACUCAGAAAUGACUGAUGUGGAGGCUGUUGUCACCGAUUUUGCAGCAUCAGAACGGGCAGGCCGCAGAAACGCCUUACCUGACAUCUCUUCCACAGGAAGCAGCUCAGUCGAUCUAUCACAUAAACUCUCUCAACUAUCCUUGAGCACCGAUUCCAGCCAAGAAGGUGAAGGAACAGAAGGGAAAGCUCCUGCAUCAGAACCACCACCCAAACCUCCAGAAAACCAGGAAACAAGCAAUGCGUCAUAAUGGGUUGCUUGGCUACAAUACUGCAUCAGCUGCGUGCAAAUUAUUUUCACAAGAGACUCUUACAGAUGUUUUUACUGUGUGACCCAACAUAUGGAAUUAUACAAAACGACACAGCAAAUCCACUGUCAGAUUUGGAGAUCAUUAUUUCAACUCGUAGAAUAAUGGAGUGAACUAGACAUUAGCUUCUCAGCAGAAAGCAAAAAACAAAAUUGAGACGUUAUGAUCUGGACAGACUGCUUGUUAUUUUAACUACUGCUAUUCUGUUUAACUGGCAGCAGUUAGUUACCAAAUCACUGGCUUUAUUUACUCAGAAUCAAUCUUUAUACAAUUAGGCAAAUAUAUUAGCCAUAGUUGGAUAGAACAAUCAUUAAUGAUUAGCGAUUUGUAUUAUUGAAUUUUUUUUUUAAAUUUAGGAUUAUUUUCUUGUUAAAGUUCCGAUAAUACAGUAGUUGCAAAAGAUGACAUGUUCAGUGGAAUAUCCUAAUUCAUUCCUACAAGUAUGUACAUGCUCUUUGUGUUGUCCUUUCUGUGAUGCUUUAAAUUUCCAACCUGCAAGGUAUUUUUGAGCAUAUUCUGUUAUAAACUGCUGUAGUUUUGCAAAUAUUUUUAGAUGUGAUUUUGAUAUAAAAGUUUUCUUUCAAAGUAAA
Callorhinchus milii (elephant shark) is the source of this 1084-nucleotide messenger RNA. RefSeq names its product protein kinase (cAMP-dependent, catalytic) inhibitor beta (gene pkib). The transcript has 3 exons. Bases 198 to 437 code for a protein of 79 amino acids. Gene Ontology annotation, molecular function: cAMP-dependent protein kinase inhibitor activity. Gene Ontology annotation, cellular component: cytoplasm; nucleus. NCBI's taxonomy places the organism in Eukaryota, Metazoa, Chordata, Chondrichthyes, Chimaeriformes, Callorhinchidae. The record is from RefSeq and is a predicted model, not a curated record. Gene Ontology annotation, biological process: negative regulation of cAMP-dependent protein kinase activity.